GUUUAGACUGUCAAAAUAUUAUCAAAAAAAAUUAAUUUUCUUUUCGCAAAUUGUUGGUCUUAUUGGUUCGCAUUAAAACAAAAUCGAUUGGCUCUGCUGAAGUACGAAAAUGUUGAAAAACAUUUUAAGAACGAAAACCAAACCGAAAUAUGUUUUGUGCAACAACAACUGCUAAAUUGUCACUCACAAAGAAACUCACUGAAAAAGGGAUUGACACCACGACAAAAUUGAAUCAAAACAAAAUUUUUAACGCAAAUUCGUUGCGACCACAAAAUCUUCGAUCCUCGGCCAACCGGAUUGACUGUCGGUAAUUUUCAACUCGGAACGCCAAACCAUCAUCGCAAAUGAGAUCAUCCGUUAGUUAUAUGCUGUCUCAAUCUGCUGUCGAUACAAUUAUGUCCAAACCAGAUUACGAGCAAAACGCCCAUCAUCAUGGCUCUGUGCUGGUUUUAGUUCGUGGCAUUGGACCGUCAAAGCCGCGCUCUUUGCAAAAGGUGUUCGAGAGACUGCAGAAGGUGAACAAUGUAAAAAUCAAUGACUCAUCGGGUCAGGUGCGGGAUAUUUGGGUGAGAUUCGUUCAAGAGCAUCCGGUGGAGAAUAAUGACUGGGGAGAUUUUCAAACCCAUCGCAGACUGUUGGGUCUGUUGACCGUUGGUAAAUUUGAGUCACAAACUGAACUGAAUGAACUUUGCCGGGUGCACGAGUCGCUGAAAGUCAAAUACAGCGACACUUUGUUCGAUUCUCGGUCCUUCUUGUUUUUCGGUAGACGAAAUAAAAAGUCGCUGGACAGUGGAAAGCUCAUCACAGAAGUGAGUGACAUCGAGCACAGUUCGCUGAGCAGUCAUGGGAGUCAUGGAAGUAGUAACAAAGAAAAUAGUUCGUUAAGUAGCGACAAUUCCACCAAUGACGGUGACCGGAGGUCAUUGGAUGACGAGACAACAAAAAGACUGGAUGAAGAAUUCACAACUCCGUCCAAUUUCAAAAGCCAAGCGUUUUUCUAUCCGGAAAAUGAUCCGUGCGAUAAUCUCGAAACGUCGGUGGCUGAGUUCGUCAACUCAUUGUUCUGGAUCCUCGAAUCGAAACGAUUGGAGCGAACACGAGAGAAGAUCGAAAAGGUGUCGCUGUUGUAUGCACCGUUCGAGAAAAAGGACUUUGUUGGACUGGACCUGGAUACGAGAAACAAUCGGAAACGGUGUAUGGGUCGGGCGACCAAAAAUUUAGCUGAUCUGACGCUUCAAUCGGGACUUGUGUCGGAAAGUUUAACAUUGUACCAUACAGCAUGCGAAACAUUACGUGCCAUAGGUGAUUCGUUGUGGUUGGGAGCGGCAUAUGAGGGACUCUGUUCGGCUUCGUCAAUACUCCUCUAUCCAAACGUUCGUUACGCAACAUCACUGCAACGAAACGCUAGUCUACAAGACUCCCCACAAAAGCUAUCCAAUCGGCCACUCAACCACGAUAACAUAGCCAAAGCAGCGCUCAGUAAAAAGAGUGGCUUAGUGAUCCAAUUGGAAAGUGACACUGUGGUGAAAAGCAGCAGCUCUUCAUCGACAUCGUCGUCCACAUCGUCCGUAUCUUCAAUACUCUCCACAUCAUCGUCCGGCUCACUGGCAUCCGAUAAGAAAGACACCCCGACGUCACCGUAUCCGCCAAAUGUUUUAAUGCCCGACGACAUUCCCGUCAAAUAUCGUGAUGCGAUCAUCAACUACAGCAAGUAUCGGCAUGCCGGUAUCAUUGAGACUGAGGCUGCUCUGAAGGCGGCUCGAGUGUGCAUCGAACAGAACCAAAAUCUUGAGGUGGCGAUUUUUCUGCAGAACGUGCUGUACAUCAAUUUGAAUAUGAGCGAACAGGAACGGGUGCAGCGAUUCGAAACGCUGACGGAAUUGUACCAACGAAUCGGCUACCACAGGAAGGCUUCGUUUUGCCAACGGUUGGCGGCAUGGCGUCAUGUCGCCCAAAGCAAUACGAAUCCGGAUUGGGGACAAAGCUAUCAGUUGAUGUUGGACAGCUUCCCCGGUCAUCGUUUGUCCACCGAUCCGAUUGAGGUGUUACAGCAAGGAUCUGGAUGGCCGUGCUUACAGAUCGAUCUGCUGCAACAAUUAAUCGGUGCGGCUAGACGGUUGGGACAGUCCGCUUUAGCAACCAGACACAUGACGUUUCUGUUGCAGACGAUGUGGAAACAUUUGACGCCCAACGAACAAAGGGAAAUGGCAUUGCAACUGCAGAGUCUAAGCGCACAAUGUGAAGGGUCGCCAGUUCCGUUAGUGCUCGACAAUGGCACCGUAAUACCACCAGCUAAUCUCACUGAUUUGCCGUAUUGCGUUCACUUUCAAGUCCAAAAUCUGCCGUCACAUUUGCAACCACACAAAAUUGCCGUGAAUAAGGUGGACUGUGGACCGUUCCUUUUCACUCCGAUUCAUUUCAGUUCGAUCGACCGUCGGACAAAGAAAAAUGACAGUAAAAUUGCAUUCCAAUGGGUUCAAAAUGAUCUGUGCGAAAUACACUUGAAACUUACCAAUCCACUUCCGUUUGAGCUACGAGUAGCUGAUAUGAGACUUUUAACGAACGGCGUUGUGUUCGAAUCACUUCCCGAAACAGUGGUCCUACCAACAUCAACGCCUACCGCAAUCACUCUGCACGGCACACCAAUCGAACACGGAUCACUAGAAAUACAAGGCUACAGCACCCAUACGCUUGGCGUCAAGUCCAAUUGUCGACUGAAGGCGAUGACUGAUCGAAAAUUUCCGCCAAAUUACACAAUCGAUGUUAUACCAGCUCUGCCGAAAUUGGCCAUCGCAACGUCGUUACCACAAACAGCGACAUUUAGCAGCAUGGCACAGAGUGACUUUGUGAUUAUUUCCGCUGGAGUGACAGUAUUCAACGGUGAAACUGCAGAGUGUACGAUCACCCUGACAAAUAGCAGCAAGGUACCGAUCGAGUAUUUGGAAGAGUCCUUACACUCAACAGUGGAAGCGAAACUGCAAGGUCGCAUUUUCCAAUGGUCCAGUGCCGAAAUACAGUCAAAACUUCCGAUCCAACCGCAUCAAUCAAUCGACUUCAAGGUAACCAUUUACGGCGAGGCUGACUUUUUGGGACCGCUCACGAAUGGAAUCGGAGGUGCAGGAUCUUCGCAUUCAUCAAAUCACAAUGCCGGAAGUCACGUUCAUGACAUUCAAAGUGUUAGCGGCGGUAAUCUAUCCGUAUCGGGUCAAAAUAGUCUGCCGAGCCGAAUGAGUUCACCAGUGAACAUCCAUCGCAGAACCGAAUUGACAUCGAGUUUCCGGUCAACGCAUUCGGGACAUUCGUCUCUGGCGACAAUUAGUUUGGGUGGUGUUGGCAGCAGUACCACUCGCCACAUGGAUGUGCAAUUUCGGUUUCGGUAUUCCGGUGGCGAAGGCUGUAAGGAAGGUUACUGCAGGCAGUGUGCAGUUUCGUUUAAUUUAGAAUUUUUGCCUAGUGCUCAGGUCACAAACUGGGAUGUUUUGCCGGCGGAAAUACCAUCUCAAUUCUAUCUGGUAUUGGAUGUGGUUAAUCUAACAGCUCAGGAGAUGUCGUUGAACUACACAACAAACAAAAGUAUUCUCAUCGAAUCGAAGGAGAGCUGUCGUGUGCCCGUACCAGUGGAAAGGUGUCCGUUGGAAAGACUCUUAACGGAAAAUACUCAAACCAAUGAUGCUCAAUAUAGUUUAUUAAGUGGUGGCACUGACGUGGACAUGACGGAACGCGCCUGUUCGGAGCAUAUCUCCGAUCAAGUGAAUCUGAAAUGGACACUGACCGGAACGGAAACGAGUGGAAGGACAUCGUUGCGAGGGAUUUCACUGUCGGCGACGAUGCUGGGAUUAAUAACAGUGGCGCCACUGCAAUGGGAUAUCUCCGUUGACGACAACCCGAUUCCACCGCAGUCAGAGGUGAAAUGUUCCGCCGGAACAUCGGUGAAAUUUGGCAUAAAAAUUUGCAACCUGUCACCAUCACCUCUUGAAAAUCUGACGCUAAAGAUGCAAUUCUAUCAGGACUAUCAGAACGGCGUGCUAAACUACAAACUGGAAACUCGCGUCAUAUUGUCCGGACCGGAUAGAGUGACCAUCGAAUCGCUGAAUCACAAUACAGCGACGUCGCACGAAUGUUCGGCUAUUUUCCUGACACCAGGACGCUACAAGGCCGACAUACAGUGCUGUUCGAAGCCGAUUGGUGUGCAUGGUGCUGCUAGUAAAUUGAACGAUUCGGACGUACAGGUGUGGAAGUAUAUUCCAUCGAUUGAUAUUACGGUAAUGGAGUAAUGGAUCGGAUACAAUGGGCCGGUGAUCUAGUAUAAUAGUUGUUCUUCGGUUUCUCCCUUCUUUUUUGUUUUCUUUUUUGAUACUUUUUCUGGUUACGUUGGAUAAAAAUUCAUUUUUCAAAUGAGACAAUUGUUAACAAGUCGUAUACAAUGUGGACUUGGACUGGGCGGUACAACGAGAAGUUUAUAAUAAAUCCUUGUUUUGCAUUUAAAGAAA
Bradysia coprophila is the source of this 4490-nucleotide messenger RNA. RefSeq names its product trafficking protein particle complex subunit brun (gene brun). Lineage: Eukaryota; Metazoa; Arthropoda; Insecta; Diptera; Sciaridae. Gene Ontology annotation, cellular component: trans-Golgi network. The record is from RefSeq and is a predicted model, not a curated record.